AUGUGGGAAGUCUCAGCGGAGAAAAACAGAAAAGCGAACGACACCGAGAGCGACAGACCUGUUCCUGACGCUGGCAAGCGGGCCCAUGCUCCAUGCGUCCUUUUUAUUGGUUUUGACGCAAGAGAUGAUGAGGCAAUUCAGGUAGUGAAAGAUGCUAUAGAUUUGGGAUACCGUCAUAUAGACACAGCAGCCGUUUAUGAGAAUGAGAAGGCUGUGGGCUCUGCAAUUCAAGCAAAAAUUCAAGAAGGCAUAAUUAAACGUGAAGAUCUCUUUGUAACAAGCAAGUUAUGGUGUACAAACACCAAAAAGGAUUUGGUGGUUCCUGCUUUGAAACAGUCACUUUCCAAUCUUCAGUUGGAGUAUCUAGAUCUGUAUCUCAUCCAUUGGCCCUUUUCCUUAAAGGAUGGGGCUGGAUUUGUUCCAGUAGAUUCAGAAGGAAAGGUGCAGGUGGCAGACAUAGAUUAUGUUGAUACUUGGAAGGAAAUGGAGAAAUGUGCUGAAUUAGGCCUUGCUAAGAGUAUUGGGGUAUCAAAUUUUACUAUCCCACAGUUAACUCGUGUUCUUGAGAAUGCUAAAAUAGUUCCUGCCACAAAUCAGGUAGAGUGUCAUCCUUUCCUAAAUCAGAAACCCCUCAUAGGAUUUUGUAAGGAAAAAGGAAUUCUUGUCACAGCAUACAGUCCUCUAGCAAACCCUGGUAAGCAGGUUGCUGCAGGAAAACCAAAACUUCUUGAUCACUCAGUUCUGAAAGAAACUGCGGCAAAAUAUAAUAAAACUACUGCCCAAAUUUGUCUGCGAUAUUUAAUUCAGAUAGGAGUAAAUCCCAUUCCAAAAUCUGCCAAUAAAAAUCGACUUGCUGAAAACAUCAAUGUUUUUGACUUCACCCUGAAUGAUGAGGAUAUGAGAUUGUUGGAUGAUCUUAACAACAACACACGGACCUGUCCUUUCGAGAUGGCAGUGGCUGCACCACAUUAUCCAUUUGCAGAUGAAGUUUGAUGAGAAACAUCUUUAGAGAGGUACAUGAAUCUCUAAAUUUGUGGAGGAAUGAUCUUGAAGCUCAAUAAUAUAUUUUUAAAAUUGUAUCUUCGUUAAUCUUUUGAAAGUGUAAGCUUUUCUUAAUGAUGUUAAUAAAAACCUGAAAUUUAAAUGUGUUAAAAAUGCAUCCCUUUACUAAGAAAUUUAGGUUUUUGAUGCUUUAUAAAAGUCUGCAAUAAAUGUGUAUAAAAUUGGUUAUGGUAUUGGUACCGUUAAUAAUACAAUAUAUUUCUAUCCAAUUUACCUAGGCUGUUUAUUAACGAUAUACAAAUCUUGGUGCUAGAAAAUAAGACUAAAGGAUAGAGGAAUAAUUUGAUAAAAGAUACUUUUUAGAACCUGAUCUUAAAGAUUUUAAAAACCAUACUUCAUAGUAUGCUCAUCAAAGAAAUAAAUUACCUUAAUUCUGAAAAGUGCUUAGGAGAAACAAUUUAGGCUACAUAAAUUCACAAAAGGAUCUAUAUUGUACUUCAAUUCCAAAUCGGAUACUAAAUAGAAUUUCAUGAAAUGGACGUUUGUUUUGAACAAUUUACUCAUUACUCAAGAUAUAAAUAUCACUUUCUGAACAUUCUGUUUUUGAAAAAGAAAAGAUGCAUUCAAUAAAAAAGUGUUAAAAUGCAUUCAGUAAUUGUGAAAAUUACAAUUGUAUUAAUACAUAUUAACAUAUUACAAAGAGAUUUAAAAAAUUCUAGUGGUGCUUCAGAAUGGCACAAACUUUCUCAUACUACAUACUUUUCUAAUCGCUUCCUUAUGCUAGC
This is a messenger RNA of Gryllus bimaculatus (two-spotted cricket), 1787 nucleotides long. The record is from the annotation of a GenBank genome assembly. NCBI's taxonomy places the organism in Eukaryota, Metazoa, Arthropoda, Insecta, Orthoptera, Gryllidae.